AUGGCAGUUUUUAAGUGAUUUGAGGUUAGAAGUAGAAAUUAAUGACUCCUUCGAAUAAAAACGAAACCGUUAAGCAAACGGAUUAUUUGAACAAUGUAAAACGAUUUUUUUAAUAUUUUGCAGUUGCCAGUGAGGACUUGUAACUUAAUAAAAUUUAAACCUAUUGUCUAUUGUCGACGAAAAUUCCAAAAUGCUGCGUCCAACUGCACAUUUAAUUGGUGAAAAGCCGAGAACGAGUGAUGUUAAAAUCAGUGAAGAUGUAACAUUCUCUCAAAUGGGCCUCUCACAAUGUGUGCUGGAUGGUUUGAUGAACUGUGGAUUUCAAAAACCCUCUCCUAUUCAGUUGAAAGCUAUUCCCGUUGGCCGAUGUGGAUUUGACUCUAUCGUCAAAGCUAAAUCAGGAACAGGAAAAACAGUGGUUUUUGGUGUGAUUGCUUUGGAAAUGAUUGACGUCAAACUGUCAUCGGUUCAAGUGAUAAUUUUGGCGCCCACACGAGAGAUAGCAUUGCAAAUUUCUGAAGUUCUCGUUGCAGUAGGUUCCGAAAUCAAAGGAAUGCAGGUGCAGUGUUUCAUCGGAGGUACACCAUUGCAAAAUGAUAAAAUUAAAGCCAAUAAUUGUCACAUUGCUGUCGGUGCCCCAGGCAGGGUGAAACAUCUCAUUGAGAAAGGACUUCUCACAGUAGACAGCGUACGGCUAAUGGUACUUGACGAGGCUGAUAAAUUAAUGGAUACCAAUUUUCAAUCGGAUGUUAAUUAUAUUUUCGCCAAGUUACCCAAAAAUAAACAAAUAAUAUCGUCCAGUGCAACGUAUCCCGACGACUUGGAAUUAUUCUUAUCAACAUACAUGAUAUCACCAGUUCUGUUAACGCCGGAUGCUAAGGGCUCCAUUUUAAUGGGCCUCAGACAAUUAAUUGUCAUUGUUCCAUCUCACCCAAAUACUAUGAAACAAAUCCAAAUAAAAAUACAAGAAUUGAAAAAAAUUCUUACAAAAGUUCCAUUCAAACAAUGUUUAGUGUUCUGCAACUAUCAAACCAGAGCUCAAUCAAUAUGUAACCGUGUAAACAGUGAGGGACACCCAUCAACAUAUAUUGUUGGAAGUCAAGAGAUGAAAAAACGCAUCGAGACAAUUAAUAAAUUGAAAAAUUCUCAAUGUCGGAUUCUAUUCACUACUGAUUUGACAGCUCGAGGAAUUGAUGCUGAAAAUGUGAAUCUCGUGAUAAACUUUGAUAUUCCAAAUGAUGGUGCUACCUAUCUCCAUAGAAUUGGUCGAGCUGGCCGUUAUGGAUCUCAUGGGAUUGCCAUUACUAUCGUAUCCCAUAACGAAUUGGAGAAAUUUAGGGAUCUCAUGCAUAUUGUCGGGGGAAGCAAUUUCUCACUGCUGAAAAUGCCCGCUGAAUACCCAGAAAACAUAUGGACGUCGGAUGAUUCAAUAUUCGAAAAAAUUUAUGCAAAGGCACAAGUGGAAGGUGAAAAAUCUGACACUGAUCUUACGAAUGCAGCAAGCAAAAUUUCAUCGCCGGUGGAAGCUUCAUCAGUCAUUCCUGACAAAUCUAACGACAACUCCUCUACCAUCGAGAACGUUCAUCUGACAAAGAAAUCCACACAACAGAAGCCCAUUAAUAAUUUGAAUGAAGGACAUGAACUGAUAAAAGAAAAUUUGAGCUCCAUUAAACCACAGAAGCUCACUGAUUUUCUCAAACAAAUCUUGAACAACGGCAGCACUGAGAGUGACAUGAAGGAUCGCGAACCGAUAAAAAUUGAAAAACCAUCAAACCUUGAGAUUCUUCAAUUAAAAUCUUUACCAGACGAACCGUCAAAAUAUCAAAUGAUGAACGAUAAAGUCGAAUUCUCAGUGAGCCUGAUACCAGAUGUGGCGGAGUCAAACGUUAAUGAUAUGUUAGAAUUCUUGGAUUAUGAUAUUACUGUGAAGGAAAACAGUGAUAAUAGUCAAAUCCGCAAUGAAUUUACACCAAUAGUUACACCUUUGGACAAUAUUGAGAUUCCAGAUGAUUUUGAAAAUUCCGAAAACGCUUACUUUUUAAAAAUUUAUCAGGGCUUGAAAGACUGGUUGAAACUUGAAAAAUCUAAGGACCAAACAUCACAUGAAAAUGAAGAUGAGGCUUUGAAAACUGCUCGUCUUUGGAAUAAAGUAUUGGAGCAUGAAAUCGAGAAUUUAAGCAGAUGUUUGGACAGAAUAAAAGAAUGUAGCAAAGAUCAAGAGAGAUAUUCUAGUUAUAAAGAUUAUUGGUUGGCAUUGAGAGAUUUCUUUCAAGUGCAAAAGAGAGCACUUCUCUGUGUAUAUCCGGAGCUUCGUAAUGAUGCAGAAGUAAUUGAGACGUACUCAUAUUCUACUCAGGGUCACAUCAGCAAUUUUGUACAGAUGUACCAAAAAAUUGAAAAUUUCAAGAGCAUCCACCGUCCAUCGCGCACUAAAUUUCAAGCCCAUUUUCCCUAUUCCGUUGGGACUAAUGAUCCAUUUGUAAAUCUUAUGAUGUCCCCCAGUGAUGUUGAUAAAUAUUCUCGCGCCAUUCUUUAUCUUCGUAAAAAUCCGCAGCCACAAACGCAUCUAUUAGCAAUCAUGAAGAAUUCUGUAGCAACGAAACAAUCUAAUGAAAACGAAUUUGGUGAAAAUAAGAUUAUGGAAUUGAAUAUUUCAGAGCCUGUGGAAGUGCAAGGUGUUGGCCAAGAUGAAGAAGAACUGCAGGGUGUUCCAAUCAGUCCGAGGUCUUUAAAUAUCAGAGAGACUGGUACUUUUUAUAAUUCCUUUGACACUGGCCUUCCUCUACAAAAUAAUUCUGCUCAUGAUGUUUCCCAAAUAACUAGAGAAAAAAAUAUCAGAGACACGUGUAGUAAUGUUAGACCCAGAGCCGUUGAGCUAGUGAAGGAGAGUCCAGUGCCAGCCCCCUUGAUUAUUCAAACAUCAAAUUUCGAAAAAAAAUUUAAUUAUGAUGCACAAUCUCGGCAGAUGAAUUAUUUUGGGAAUAGUAUUCAUUGGCCAGAUCUGUCUUUCACCGAUCAUUUUGAUCAAGCUGAUAGCACGGAAUUUCAACGAAAUAACUUUUAUGAUGGAAACCAAUGUGAUGGAUAUAACAAUAUUGAUGAAUUUUUGAACAGACUGUGUUUUGAUACUCAACUGCUGCAUCUGCAGGAAUAUACCUCGUUAAUUUUGGAUUGAGAAUAAAUUGAA
Messenger RNA from Diachasma alloeum, 3187 nucleotides. RefSeq names its product probable ATP-dependent RNA helicase DDX20. The transcript has 7 exons. Gene Ontology annotation, molecular function: ATP binding; RNA helicase activity; RNA binding. The record is from RefSeq and is a predicted model, not a curated record. Gene Ontology annotation, biological process: spliceosomal snRNP assembly. Gene Ontology annotation, cellular component: SMN complex. Lineage: Eukaryota; Metazoa; Arthropoda; Insecta; Hymenoptera; Braconidae. The coding region runs from base 191 to 3175 and encodes 994 amino acids.